Messenger RNA from Pimephales promelas (fathead minnow), 711 nucleotides. NCBI's taxonomy places the organism in Eukaryota, Metazoa, Chordata, Actinopteri, Cypriniformes, Leuciscidae. The record is from RefSeq and is a predicted model, not a curated record.
UUAUUACUUUUUACUCUGCAGGUUCAAAAGGUAACAGGCCACUGGACACAUUUCAGAUAACGUUCCCCUUAAGAACAAAUUACAUGUAUGCCAAAGUGAAAAAAAGUCUACCAGAAAUGUAUGCCUUCUCUUUCUGCUUGUGGAUAAAAUCCAACGCAUCACCCGGGGUAGGAACACCCUUCUCCUAUGCUGUUCCUGGACAAGCCAAUGAGCUUGUUCUCAUAGAAUGGGGGAACAAUCCAAUGGAGAUUCUCAUAAAUGAUAAGGUUGCAAAAUUACCUUUCAUUAUCAACGAUGGUAAAUGGCAUCACAUCUGCAUAACAUGGACUACUCGUGAUGGAGUAUGGGAAGCAUUUCAGGAUGGUGUUCUGCGUGGAACUGGAGAAAAUCUGGCACCCUACCAUCCAAUCAAACCCAAUGGUGUGCUGGUCUUAGGUCAGGAGCAGGACACACUUGGUGGAGGUUUCGAUGCAACCCAAGCCUUUGUAGGUGAACUGGCGAACUUCAGUAUAUGGGAUAGAAAAUUGACAGGUGGUGAAAUUUACAACCUGGCAACCUGCAACAACAGAACACAAGCUGGCAAUGUGUUAUCAUGGUUGGAGUGUAAUAUCGAUGUGUUCGGUGGAGCCACUAAAUGGACUUUUGAGCCCUGCCGUCAACUCAACUGAACUGCAGAGGGGCCAGAUCGUCUCGGUUACGUAUGUAACCCUC